Molecule: messenger RNA, 4407 nt
Organism: Helobdella robusta
Lineage: Eukaryota; Metazoa; Annelida; Clitellata; Rhynchobdellida; Glossiphoniidae
Exons: 20
Coding region: 1-4407 (1468 amino acids)
Biological process (GO): regulation of transcription by RNA polymerase II
Source: RefSeq, a predicted model, not a curated record
AUGGGAUCUAGUGAUGCAGAAAUGAAAUCAUUCCCAUUCAUUGGGGAGAAAACUUUUACCCAGGAAUGUUCCAUCAAUGAGUUGAGGUCCAUGGCCAAUUCCUGGACAUUAGCUGGAGAUGCCAAGCUUCUAGGCUACCUGCACCACCUAUCGAACAAAAUGACCCGCAGAAUGGAGAAUGUGCAUGAACAGCUCGUCGAUCUGCAGUAUCGGACCAAAACGACAGGUGUUAGGUUAAACAAUACAUUCAACCAGUUCAACACUCUUGCCAACACACAAUUCGUUGAAAACAGAGUGUACGACGAGGACCUGCCAUGCAGCAUCCAGACAUCCAGAGUCUCUGAACUGAAACCAGUAUUAACGAAAGAGGAGCAGGAAGCAGAGUUCUUACCAAAGAUAAUAAAUGCAGUUUCCAUGGGGAUCAAAUUGCUGGAUGGGUUUGAUGGUUCAGCUGCUGAUGGCGCGCCGACGACGGGUGGAAAUAACGCAAAGCAGCAACAGCAGCUACAACAAACCACACAAAAUGGUUUAUCAAACGUUGGAGCUGUUAGCAAUGAUAAAGAUGAUGAUGGUGAUGAUGAUAAUCGUAACGAUGAGGAUGGUGACGAUGAAGAAGAGGACGACGAUGAGCUCUUUAAAGCAGCGACCAGCAGUCGACACAAAAAAUCUAAAAAAGAGUUAACUGCAGACGUACCAGUAGCAGCAGUCGAAGCGACAGAACACUCAGACAUGUAUCCAGUAACUAAGAAUGAUGCUAGGCUGAUUUUGAAGAACGCCAUUGAUAAAAAACUAAAAUCAAAAAUUGUGAAUCAAAAGAAUGAUGUUCAGAAAUUCAAAAGUAUUUUUGACGAAUCGGAAGGAGACGGGGAUGAAGAUGACUUCAUGUCGAAGAUAACUGACAUUAUCAACAAGCCAAAAGCAGAUAAGACUCUUUCCACUAAGACCACAACUAACAAAGGAACCAACGAUGAUGCUGACGACGACGACGAUGGUGAAGAUAAGUUGUUCGCAAACAUGGAUGUGAAGAAGGAUGACAAACCAUCUAAAAAGGUUCCGCCAGGAGGUGUGUCCCUUUUUGGAUCGAAUCCUGCAUUGAUGAAUUCAUCUCUGAGGAAGAACAAACUUGUUAAUAGGCUUGAUGACAAUUCGGACGUUGGUGAAACUCAGGGAACACAACUUCAUCCAGAAAAUAAACAACAACAACAAGCUAAGCCAGAGCAGCAACAAGCUAAGCUGCAACAGCCCCAACAACACCAAACAUCUAAACAACAACAACAGCAGCAUCAGCAGUCAAAGUAUAAGAAACCAACCAGCCUAUUUGACAACAACACAAGCGAAGAUGAUGAUGACCUGUUCAAACCUGUUGGUUUCAAAGCUCCAAACAAGACUCAACAAUCCCUUGCCACAAAAUCGUCUCAACCUCAGGCUGUAGCUCCUGUGGCUGCUGUUAACAAGGAUGAUGAUGAGGAUGAUGAGAGUGAAGAUGACCUGUUUACAAGUCUGUCAAAAAAUAAGGAUAAAAAAGUUGCUGCCAACAAUCAACCAACAAGUCAAGUUACCGCCAAACAAUAUAUCAAUCAAAGCACUAAAGCUCCGCACAUCGAACAACAACAAUUUGAACAUGGAAAAAUAGUUAUAGCAAACAAAUCCUCUAAGAAAGUUGUCAGUUUGUUUGAUGACGACGACGACUACGACGAUGGCGAUCUGUUUGGCGCCACGAAGAAGGAGAUUAAGAAAGAGGGGAGUGGUGAUCGAGAUGGUGGUACUGAUGUGGUGAGCAGCAACGUCAAACCUGCGAAGGCCACGAAAUCAAAACUGUUCGAUGACGCUGAUGAGGAUGAAAGUGAUGAUUUGUUCAGCUCAUUGAAAAAAUCAAACAAAACAGAAUCAAAAGAUGUCGUUGUCGUUCAGCAACAAAUUCCUAAUCUACAACCACAACAAUCACAACAACCAAAGCAACCACAACAACUACAGCAACAACAACAAACUCAACCAUCUCAACAAAUCCCAGAUAAAGACACCAAAACGAACAACUUAACAGACACAAAAUUGGCAACAUCGUCAAAACAUCAACCAGCACCACCACCAACAUUAAUCACAUCAACUACCGAAAAUGAUUCACCAUCUGACUUUCUGGCAUCAAACAAAUCAAGCAAAGGCCUCAACCAAUCAGAUGAAACCAAAGUACAAACAAACCAAUCAAAUGAUUCAAAUAAAUCGAAACCGAAACCCAUUUUUUCUUCGUCAUCUGAAACUGAAGAUGGUGGAUCGAUGAAACAGCAGCAGCAGCAUCAACAAUCACCAACUAAUGAUGAUUCAGUUAGCAAAAAAAGCGGCAACAUUAAAAACCUGCAGAACAUUCUGAACAUCAACCCCCUAACGUUCGGAGCCCAGUCAGCAAAGCCCAUCUUCAAAAACAAACCUGCAGUCUCCGCCAAAAACCCCGCCAAGAAGGACGGCGAUCAUUUGUUAUCAUCUUCUUCAUCAUCAUCUUCAGAUGUUGACCUCUGCGCAACAGCAGCAACAGCAGCAGCAGCAGUUGUUACGGAAAUUAAGGUGAAAGAUGUUGCUAAAGAUUUGAUAGACGAUCGUAUGAAUAGUCACACAAGCAAACAGGCUUUGGAUGGCUCAACAUUUCAAACAACGACAUCUACUACAACAACGACAUCAACAACUACAACAACGACAGCUACAACAACAACCAAUGGUGAACAUGAAAAUGAAGAUAGACAGAAGGAAACAAUGGAUCUGAUAAAAGACAGAAGUGCUCCGUUCUUGCAGUGUGUUUCUAAGACCAGACCAAAAAUUCGCAAGGCACGCAGGCCGAGAACAAUACGAGCAUGUGCUGCUGACAGUGAAAGCGAUUUUGAUGGUUGUGAUUGGAUAAGUAAAAAGUCACGUGAUCACUCGCAUAGCCAAUCAAAUCCGGCUGAAAACAAAAGUGUUCUUAGUAAUCAUGAUAGCUUUAGCAACUUAAAAACGGCAGCAUCCACAGCAACUACAUCAGCUUCAACAACUGCUACCACCACUCAAAAAAAUAUUUCUUCUAAGGUUCCUACAUCUAUUACUACUGCUGUUACUUCAAUUGCUUCCAACACUAUUUCUGAUGGUCAAGCCAUUUCAAUAACGAACCCUUUGAAUUCUAAGCAAAAUAUUCAAUCCCAGCAACAACCUCAACACCAUCGGCAACAGCAGCUACAACAACAACAACCGCAGCAGCAACAACCGCAACAGCAACAACCGCCACCUCAACACUCUCAACAACAGCAGCAGCAACAACAACAGCAGCAACAACAGCAACAGCUGCAGCAACAACCGCAUAAAAAUCAGCAGCAAAGACCGAUAGAUAAGGAAUCUCCUCUCUUCACCCCACCGAAGUUUGAUGAUGAAGCUGACGAUGACGACGACGAUGAUUUGUUUGGCACGAUAAAAUACAUUAAACCCUCUAUUGCGUUGAAGACAUCCGAUGUUAACAACUUCUUCGGGAAGGAUGAUGACGACGAUGAUGAUGACUUAAAUAUAUUCUCAAAUGCAUACGCCAACAAAAAUUUAACACUAUCUGCUGCUGCUGCUACCUCUGCUGCUACCUCUGCUGCUACUUCUGCUGCUACUUCUACCAGCGGUUCUGUUGCUGCUUCUUUUGCAUCUGCGGCUGAGGAAAAGAAGAGUGGCAACUUUUUCAGUCGACAAAACGUGGACGACGACGAUGUUGACGUUUAUUCGAACAACUACAUGUCUGCAGUGCUGCCAAAACUAAAGACAAUGCUAGCCACAGCAGCUUCCCUGACAACCACAACGACCACAACGACUCAAUCCAAAACAGACAAUUUUGGACAGAAUGAAAGUUCUGAUGACGAUCUAUUUGCCACUACUACAUCUACCACCAAAACAGCCAUUGUUACCGCAACGACGGCUAAGACUACUACUACUACUACUACUGCAGCUGGUGCUGCUGCUGAAUCCAGUACAACUACAAACAUUACUAACGCUACAACUAUUCAUAGUAAUAUUUCCAAUGCUAAUAUUCCUACCAUCAAUUCUGCUUCUACUACUUCUACAAUUACUGCAGCUUCUGCUGCUACUACCGCAACCACCGACAAUCCUACACGAAAUGCUAAAGUAAAUCUUAAAACCAUUAGUGAACUAAUAAAUAGUGAUGACGACGACGAUGAUAUUUUUAAAGAAGCAAGAGUUUUUAAAGACAAAGUGGCUACUGCAAAUGAUGUCAGCGGAAACAGCAGCAGCAGCCACAAGAUAAACAACGUCACCACCAACAACAUUAAUAACGAAAUCGAUAAAAAUGACAGGAUGCACCGGAUUCAGGUUUUUCAAAUCCGGCCGGGGCCGGACUUGGCCGGAUUUGAAAUUCAAAAACCGGCCGGGGUCGGAGCCGGGGCCGGAUUUUAG